Molecule: messenger RNA, 4671 nt
Organism: Python bivittatus (Burmese python)
Lineage: Eukaryota; Metazoa; Chordata; Lepidosauria; Squamata; Pythonidae
Source: RefSeq, a predicted model, not a curated record
UGGAUCCCCAGCAGACACACCCUCCCUGCAUCUCAGGACGUUUGAAUUGUUGGUCUCAGACUGGUGAGACUCAGAUUUAAAAGAGCCAUUCCUUUUUUAUUUAGCCGACUCUGCAGGGUUCUUUUCGGGAAAAGCAGCUAAGAAGGGACACAGUAUUCGCCAUCUUGAAAGUCUGGAGGAAUCGAGAGGAUAAAAAGAAUGAGCUAUCUGCCUCCUCCGAGGAAGAAAAGUCUCUUCGCUGAUCAGAAAUGUUCUUAGUUCCUUCCUUGAGUCAUCUUUUUGACUGAAGUCCUCCAGAGUUUGUGGGCCUCGCCAGAAGAUCCAUCUGGCUCAUCCUUUGUCAUCCUUUACCUUUUUUUUAGCUUCUUUUCAAAGAAGAGGCUACAAUUAAUUGUGAACUUAUUUGGCCAGGAAUCCUUGUCAGUGCAGCUUUGAGAAGUUCCCAUCAGCCUCAACAGGGACAUUUCCUCCACUAUAUGUGGACGUUGCCUUCUGCGAAACGUUAGCCACAAAAAUGGCUACUGAACUGAGGGCUGGGAGAGCCGCGUUUCUCUCGUUCCAGAAUGUUCUGGGACAUGGCGUGACCCCUACAAGGAAGACAGAGGAGGAAGCCCAAGUGAGGCCCCUAGAAGCUGAUGGGGAACGGAUGGUCCCUCGGGUCAUUCAGGUUGGGACCAUAGGAGAGUUUCUGGGCUGGAUGGCUCCCCAAGAGUUGACCCAAGGACCAGAGGAGGGUUUGGCCCAACGCUGGGAAGCCCAGUGGCAGGAAGUCUUGAAGGCAGUGCAACCCCUUCCAUCUGGGUAUGGGGCUCAACACCAGUCAAAAGCUUUUCCAUGGGACUCCUGUGAGUCUGUCACCGACACCAGCCAGUGGUCGAAUGGAGAAGGUGUUCCUCAAUUCCUGGUGGUCAACAAUGGAGAAUUUCCUCCUCGGGUCCUUUAUGGUCCAGAGGUUGGAGAAACCAGGCCGAUGAAGGACGUGGUUGUGGAAGAAGAGGCCCUCUUGGCCGAGGCUCAGCGCCAACGUUUUAGGCAGUUCGGUUACCAGGAGGCUGAAGGCCCCCAAGAGUUUUGCAAGAAGCUCCGGGAAUUUUGCUGUCAGUGGCUGAAGCCCGAGAAGCACUCCAAGGAGCAGAUCCUGGAGCUGGUGAUCCUGGAGCAGUUCCUGGCCGUCCUACCCCCGGAGAUGCAGGGCUGGAUCAGGGGACGUUGUCCUCAGGCUUGUUCCCAGGCAGUGGGUCUUGCAGAAGAAUUCCUCAGGAGUCAGCAGCAAGAGAUCAAGGUGCUGGAGCCAUGCGCGGCAGUGGUGAUGAUCUCCCCUGAGGCUGAAGAGUCUCUGACCGGCUCCGGACCCAACACCCACCUUUGUAGAGAAGCUGAACUGAAAGAUGGCCAGGAUCCCAACUCAGUGGCAGGUGAGCAGACCAUGAGUGGGAAUACCCUGGGGGCCUCUCAGCAAGGGGAUCCUGAACUUCCAAUAUUGUUUGGAUCAUUAAUGGCGCAAUCAGGAUCCCUCAACAGCGGAGAUGGGCUUAUGCAGAAGAACCAAAUGGAGCUGGUCCAGAAAGGGGAGGAAGCAAUGCUCUGUAGCGAAGGGGUCUACGAGACUGUGGUCCGCCUGGAGGAACAUGGGCACUGGUGUCUCGAAUGUGGUGAAAGCUUUCAAGACGCCUUGCAGCUUCUGAAUCACCAGAGCACUCAUUCGGGUCGGAAGCGUCCUGAGUGCCCAGAAUGCGGGAAAAGUUUCCGGGACCUUUCGCACGUUCUCCGGCACCAAACCGUCCACACAGGAGAGAAACCCUACGCGUGCUUCAAAUGUGGACAGAGUUUCACCCAGAAACCAGCUCUCAACAGACAUCUGAGAAAACACAUUGAAAGCCAGAACGACCCAGGUUUCAUCACAAAUAUUAAACCCCCAAGGACUGAUAUGGGGGGUCGUAAGCGUCCAGAGUGCUUGGCGUGUGGGAAGAGUUUCCGGGACGUUUCUCAGGUCCUUCGGCAUCAGACAGUCCAUACGGGAGAGAGGCCUUACAGCUGCCUUGAGUGCGGGCAAAGUUUCACCCAAAAACCGGCCCUCAAUAGACACAAGAGAAAACAUCUCAGAGGUGAACCCUAUGAAGGAGACCAGGAACGGCCCAGGAACCACGAAAAUAGCCGUGUGGACGUGGCAGCCCCUUCCCGGCCCUGGCCCCCCCAAACGUUCCCGGAGAACAGGGUGGGCCCCUUUGCCAGCAGUGUGGGAGAGUGGCCGUUGAUGAACCAGCAUCCCGAGGCUGCCUCUGGCGCGGUCCAGGAAGGCGAAACGGCAAGGAAAACCAUAAGCCGUCGGGGACAAAAGAAAUACUGGUGCUUUAUCUGCAUCAAAGGCUUCCGCGACAAGGCGGACUUGGUGAGGCAUGACCGGAUCCACACAGGGGAGAAACCUUACGCCUGCCUGGACUGCGGAAGGAAAUUCAGCUACACGUCCAGCUUGUACAAGCACCAGCUGAUCCACAGGAGACCAGGUAGUCCAGAAGGGAAACAGUUCAGAGGGAUGUCCUCAGACUACAGCACAGAUGACUUUUCAGCCAUGCAUACGGCCUCCUUCGGCUCCCUUGAUGGCAGCAGAGGGUGGAGGAACGGAGUGAAGCUGGAGGGGAGCGAGGGAAAGUCGCACAUGGGGCCUUAUCGGGCCAGAUCUCCAGGUCCCACCCCUGACCUGACCUGUCAGCUGGAUCAAAGGGAAGAUUGUUGGCUACCUGGCCCUCAGGUGGAACAGAAUCAGACACCAACUCAGUAUGAAUUUUGCUGUGGACCCAAUUUAGGACACCUCACUGAUAACAUGAUUGAUGAUGCACCAGGGGGAUGGCCGUUGUUGCUGUGGCUGGGUCAGUCACAAUGGAAUGAUGCCAGCAUGAGCCACCCCGGAAAGCCCACAAAGUGUCGACGGGGGAGCACGUGGAAAAGGGCGGAGACGAUUGCGCUGCUGGAAAUCUGGGGCGAGGCGAAGAUCCAGCAGGAGCUGCGGUUCAGCCACCGCAACAUAGACAUAUUUGAGAAAAUUGCAGAGGAAUUACGCGGGCACGGAUAUCAUCGCUCAGCCACAGAGUGCCGGACAAAGACAAAGACGCUUCGUCUGGAGUACAAGCGGGUUGUGGCCCACAACGCGAAAUCCGGAAAUGCCCCGGUGGUGUGCCCGUUCUACCCGCAAUUGCACCGCAUUCUCCAGGGGGAUGCCAGCAUGACGCCUAAACGGGUAGUACGCAGCAGUGCAGCAGAAGGGAUGGCCGUCGGACAGGGCCCAACGGCCUACACUGCCCCAUCUCCUGGGUCUAACUUAGCUCGUGAGGCAGAGCUGGGUGCCCCACGCCCUGCUGGCCUAGGAGACUACCUUGAACAGGCUCCCACUGAACUGGAGAGCAGCUUCUGCAAGAAGGAAACACGGAGGGAUGCGCCAGAGGGGUCGGAGGACGAGGAGGAGGACAUGGCUGCACAGCUGCAAGAUUUUGAUUGUGCACAGCAGGUGCCACCCAGCAGUGCUGGAGGACCACGGGCCAUCCCAGGGCUUGCCACGCUGUCUCCGGCAUCCAGGCUGGCCUUGCUGCGGAUGAAGAAACGGAGAGUACCCCACAUUGAGCGCAUGAUGGAGAGAGUGAUGAUGCACUCGGAACGAAACCAGCGGGAGCUUCUCCGGGAGUUGGCUGCUGAGCGUCAGUGUAUCACAGCAUUCAUCCAGGAGUUGCGAGAUGAUGCAAAGGGCCGUCUGCAAAUGCGCCAACAGAUUGCAGCAUUGUGUGAGGCAACCCAGAACUCCACGCGGGUUCUGGACCGGGUACUGAAUGGACUGGCAAAGUAGUCCUCUGUGCCCUCCCUGGUUCUGGAACAGCACUUCCCAUCUGUCAGCACUGUGGGUCUGCUCUGCUGGCCAAGCUGGUGACCCCAAGGAGCCACCGCCACAUUGCUCCAGAGACUCAUUCAUCAGUUUGACUAAGCCUAAGACUCCUGCGUUCAACACAGCACUCAACAAAGGUCACGAUUACCACAAGAACUGCUGCAAGUGGACUCUGGUGCAUCUGAAGACAAGGGGUGUGGAAGCCAAGGGGUAGAGUACACCACCUGCACCACCAGUGCCCGAAAGACCUCCAGUCCUUAAUAUGCCUCCAUUCAGCCUGCAUGAUCCGUGUUUUGCCACUACAGUGAUUGCUCUUGCCAGUUCAGGAUAACUGCCCCAUAACCACAUCAGCCCCACUCUACUAGAAACACCAAGGAGUCAAGAGGGAUGUGUUUCUUCAGUCAUCCAAGAAGCCUGCUUGUAGGUUAUCCUCUUUCACCACAGUGGAACAUCAAGAAUGAUGCUUGUCCAGUCCAGAAAGGAUACUGGAUUGGAUACCUGUGUGGUAUUCCCUGGGGGUCAUGCCAAACACGCUGACAAGGACCUAGGAACCAAGAGACACCAGCUCUGGCCAAAAAGCCCGUUCUCUCAGUGCAUCGAGCUUCUUGUUCCACCAUCAGUUGACGUGGAACUUAUCUGUUCCUGAGCUAAACUGUGGCUGUUGGUCAAGGAAUGGAUUUCAUAGGAACAUUAAGCCUUGGGUUCCUAUAGCCUUGACCCAUGACCUUUGUAUCUAACCCUCAGGAAUGGGGGUGGGAAAGUGCUUUGACUGUCUUAAUAAAGGCAGCUUCUGUGUCCGA